UUUAUUUUAUUAAUAUUCCAAAGGAGAAUAUUACAAUGGCAACAUACACAAUUCAUUAUCACAAUUAACACAGUCUCUAUCGACACUAUUUGGGCUCUGGACUCAACAAUUCUACGCAAUUUUACAUGGGCUGUCGAUGUGACGCAACCUCAUUAUGACUGUGGAAAACAGUAUGGGAACAAGGGUGUGUCAUUAUUAAUGACGUCAGCCAUCUGGGAACCAAUGGCAAACAGCGCAGCUAAACAUCAGCGCUAAGAUGGCGACUAAAUGAUCGACUGUGCCACACCACACUACCGGCACAUACACGAUUAACUAUAGUUUAUGACAGGCGGUACUUUCAAUACACUAAAAAAUACCGAUCUAUGACUUAAAAAUAAACAUCACUGGAAGCCACUUAAUACACAAAAUGCAUUCAAAAAAUGUAUUUUUUAGAAAAGUCGUUUUUGUUUUGUUGGGUAUUUAUUGUUUUCUUAUAUGCAAAUCGACCUCAUUUUUAAUCUCUCAUGAAUUUGUUGAUACUUCUUUUGGAUCUUACGAUAGUACAUUAGUAUGCAAAUUAAAAGAAAAAUGCACUUAUGUUGAUUCAUGCGAUAAUAUAACUUCAAUUAUUUAUAAUGGAGAAGCGUUAUACUGCAAUAAUGUAGAAAUACAUUCUCGAACUAAUGCUAUAGGGUUGCCAGUAUAUUUUAAUGGACGAAUUUUGAAAUCAGAAAAAAAAAGUCUUGAAUUUAUUGUCGAUUCUUAUUAUCCAAAUAGUAUAUAUACAAAAAAUAAUGUUGAGUACGAAUCAACUUUUUUCGACAUCUCGUCUAGUAUAACAUAUGAUCGAUGGAACUAUGGAUCUAUAGAUAAAUUAGCAGAGGGUAAUUCAUUAAAUUUGAAAAAUUCGAACAAUGGAAUAUCAUUUAAAAUCGAUUGGAUUCAAGAUGAAACGGUGACAGGGUGUAUAUCAAUGACGUAUUUUAAAGAUGUGGAUCAAUACAACUCACCAACGUCAACUUCUUUUAUAAAAAUAUAUCAAGAUGACACAUCAUUAGGAGAAUUUAUGCUAAAAAAUACAGAUGAUAAAUUUAAAACAUUGAUAAUGAAAUUUAAUAGACCAUUUGAAAAAAAUAAAGAAUAUUACUUAACUAUUACUUUUAACAAAUACGAUCGUUAUUCAGCACUUGGCAUAAAACGAAUAGCCCAAUGUACAGAUUCCGGCAAUGAUGAAUUAAUUCGUCAACAGGUUGUUGAUUUUAAUAAUAUUAUUGAUUCUAAAGGAUGGAAAUCAAUAAAUUGUUCUAUUUUAAUGUACAAACCGCCUAGUGAAUAUGUACAAGCCAAGGAUAUAAUUAAAAAAAUUCCUUUUGUCAAUGAUGUAGAUAAAGAUUCCUUGGAUAUUGCAAAGUUAAAACUUUCAAACGCAUUAAGUUGUUUUUAUGGUAAUGUGCUUUUGAAUUUACAACAAUUUUAUUGCAAUGCACUGCCUGCAAAUGAAUUUUUAACACCGAAAAAUUAA
Messenger RNA from Daktulosphaira vitifoliae (grape phylloxera), 1501 nucleotides. RefSeq lists its product as uncharacterized. The coding region runs from base 407 to 1501 and encodes 364 amino acids. The transcript has 8 exons. The record is from RefSeq and is a predicted model, not a curated record. Lineage: Eukaryota; Metazoa; Arthropoda; Insecta; Hemiptera; Phylloxeridae.